AUGCGUGUGCGCCUCGUGGUACAACGUGGCUAUGCAUGUUCAAAGGGGGCAGCCGGCAUGAGGCGCUCGCACAUCGGUAAGGGGAUGCUUGCCUGCGUCCUCCUCUUGGCUCUGGCGGGGGCCGGUUGUGAGAACUCGGGACCGGUGGCUCCUCCGGAGGCAACCAAGGAUCCCCGCUGGCGCGGCGCACAGCAGGCGAAAGGCAGCAUUUUCGGCUCCGGCGGCGUCACGCUGUUUGGCGGCGAGGAAGAGGGGGCCGCAGCCGUCGGCAUCGGCGUCAACGCCUUCCUCUGGCGCGCGACCCUCGACACCAUCUCGUUCAUGCCGCUGCUCUCGGCCGAUCCCUUCGGCGGCGUGAUCAUUACCGACUGGUACGCGCCGCCCGAGACUCCCGACGAGCGCUUCAAGAUGACCGUCUAUAUCCUGACAAGAACGCUGCGCUCGGACGGCGUGCAGGUCUCCGUAUUUCGCCAGGGACGCGGCGAUGACGGCCUGUGGGAGGACCGCGCGACCAACCCCGACACCGCCGUCAGCCUGGAAGACAAGAUUCUCGACCGCGCCAGGCAGAUACGCACCGCGUCGCUCCAGUAA
This is a messenger RNA of Geodia barretti, 591 nucleotides long. The record is from the annotation of a GenBank genome assembly. Lineage: Eukaryota; Metazoa; Porifera; Demospongiae; Tetractinellida; Geodiidae.